GAUACUCAAUCUCCUGACCUGGUCAGGAGAUUGGCCUCCCAAAGUGCUGGGAUUACAGCUGUGAGCCACCAUGCCGGGCCCAGUCGAAUUUCUUACUGUGAUUGUUAUGAAUGGGCCCAGUUGAAUUUCUUAGUGUGAUUUUUCUGAACGUUCAGGUACUGGUUACGUUAGGAAUAGAUUAUAAAAUUACAUGCUUUGUUAAUGAAGAACUUGGUGAUACUAUUAAUAAUAGUAUUGUUGAUAAGUUUCAAUUACUGAACACUUAGCACAGGGCAGACAAAGUGCUGAGAUUUCUGUGGAUUAUCUCACUUAGUCCUUAAAAGAACCCAAUGAAAUUAGUACUGUUAUUGUCUCCAUUUCACAGUUGAAAGAAUAAGGCUUAGUUUAAAAAACUUGGAUCAGGUCAUACAAAGUAGGAAAGUCAGAAUUUGAACCCAAGCCUAUUUGCCAACACACUGAGAAAACGUUCCUCUCUUUAUGGUAUGAGGCUUGUCCAGACAUUAAGUGAUUUUUAAGGAUGAUGAGCAGAUAAAGUAAAAUCAAAUGUAUUUGUUACACGGUGGCUGUUCAGUUAAUGUUAUUCUUCCCCUUUCUUUUGCUCUAUACUAAAUAUGAAUAAUAGAGGGAAAAUUUGGCUUUAAAAAAAUGACUGACCUAUCUAGAGUAGUUUCAGAAUGAUUCUGCCUUACAGUAGGGGAUCCUAAGGUUAGAGUCUAUGAUUGAUUUUAAUAUGACACUUCAUGGAAAAUAUGGGCUGUGACAUGUCUGUGUGUGUUAUGAUACACAAAGAAAUAGAACUAGAUGUUUUCCCUUUGCUCUUAACUAAAUAUGCUGUAUCUUAUUUCCUAUAAAAUAAUUUAAAAAAAUUUUAAGUGUUUUUUUUCCUUCAACUUUUAAGUUCAGGGGUACAUGUGCAGUUAUUUUCAUUUAUUAAAAAAUUUAUUUAGAGAUAGGAUGUUACCCUGUUGCCCAGACUGCAGGAUAGUGGUGUGAUUAUAUCUUACUGCAGACUUGAACUCCUGGGCUUAAGCAAUCCUCCUGCCUCAGCCUUUCAAAUAGCUAGGACUACGGGCUAACACUAUCACAUCUGGCUAAUUCAGAAAAAAAAAAUAAUAAAAUUAAAAAAAUAUAUAUAUAUAUGUAUGUGUUUUUAAGAGAUAAGUCUGACUGGUUGCCUGAUCUAGUCUUGAACUCCUGACCUCAGGCCAUCCUCAGCCUCCCCAGUCACUGGUAUUACAGAUGAAAAUAUGUUUUAUUUUAAAAAUAAGGAAGAUGAUUGACUUUUUCUCACCAGGCAAUUAACACCACAUAGUACAUGUUGAGGAAGUGGGUGUUUCUUGCUUUCUAUUGUUAAUCUGAUGAUAGGGAGGGUGGAGAGCACUUUGAAAAAAUAUUUGUAGAAGGAGGAGAGCUGGAAGUGAGCUGAAUUAGAAAGUCUUUUGCGUAUCCCGAAUUAAGGGCGUUCUUGAAUUUUUAGAAGACAUUUCCUUGAGGUACACAGUAGUUUCUCAAUGAGGUACAGAGUUUAAAUAUGUAAACUUGGCUUCAAAUACUCUUAGGAGAUCCUUAUUUUUUAAAAUUAAUUUUUUGUUUAGGGGCUCAGUGUACUUUCUUAUACUUGUAGGAAAGAAAAGGGCAUUGCCUGCAUAUUGACCCUUGGAAGCUAGAUUGCCAGAUGCUGCUGCUAAUAGCAGCUAACACUUACAUAGGACUUACUGCUAUGUCCUGUGCGUUGUUCCAAACUUUGUGUGUAUACACUAGCUCAGUCCUCACAAUAGCCAUCAGAAAUAGCUUGAUUAUUGUGCUUCAUCAAGUCUAAAAUAUAUUGAUGAUGCUUUCUGGCUCUUGCUAGAAGAUGCUAACAAAAGGCUUUCACACAACUAUAUCUCUAGUGACACCUGAUUUAUAGUAGCAAUUGCAAGAUGUCUUGUAAGACGGAAAUGUAAGAUGCACCCCAAUUUUAAAGAAGUUAAAAUAAGAAAGCAUGUUAGAAUUGAUGAAAUAGAAUCUCAUUCCUAUUUUACAGAUGAGGAUCCCAAGGCAAAAAAGAUUAAGUACGUUUUCCAAAGUUACAGUUAAGUACUCAGUAUGUGCCAACCAUUGUGCAGGGCACUCCAUAAACAGUAUCUCAUUGAAUCCUUAGAACAAUAGUGUGAGGUAGUGUAUAUUCUUUUUUAUAGAAUAGAAACCUGGACAUCAAAGGCCCAGAGACAUCAAAGUAAUUAGUAUCUGGGAGACUUGGGAUUCAAACCCAGCUCUGCUUGUCUUUGUGAGUUUCCUAUUAGGUUACCUUGUAAGAUACCAUACUACGGAUCACUUUAAAGCCCAAUAUACAUUUGUAACAAAAAUGAGUAAUGGCUAUGAAGCCUUGGGUAGAAUAGACAUUGUACUUGGAGCUAGGAUAUCUCGAUUCUAGAUUGUGCAAAUCAUUCUACCUCUCUGGGAUCCGUGUUGUCCUUUAGAAAGCUGAACCCAGAGAGUGGAAGGUCUGAAUAUUUAUUUUUAGAUCAAGAAAGCAGAUAAUUGUCUUAAAAAUACAAUCUGAAAAGUACAAAUUGUGAUUAAUAUUGAUGGUGGUAUCAGUACCUUCAGUUUGUGGCAUUUGGUUUGUUAACAUUCCCUUUAUGAUUACUUGGUCAGUAUUGCUAUCCUGAAUAGAAAACAGAACUCAUGAAGAUCAUUUGUAGACUUAUGCAUGUGAUUACCUAUGAAAAUGAAACACAUUAGAGAUUGUUUCAUUUAAGUCUUUGAAUUCCACUUGUCUUUCUAGAAUAUAAUUCCAUUGGUGACAGCGUUUUUUCCUGUUCUUUAAGUGAUAUAAAAAGCAUAGUUAUACCACCUUUUUUUUUUCCAAAUUAAAAUUAAAGAGGAAAUCAGGUAGUCACAGUGUCUUCUUGCAUCAUUCUCACUGCAGGACUGAUAUUGUUUGCUGCUGCUCUAUUCAGUUUGAGGGGAAGCCUCCAAAUGAGUCAACAUUAUUUUGGAAUUGCUUUUCAAUUCUUAGCUCUUAGUUCCAAUAACUUAGAGCCAAGUGUGUUGCUAUGAUACGACAUGCUAUAAUGUUGAUGUCCAAGUUGUCAUUUUUUGGAGAGGAAUUCUGUUAUAUGUCAUUAAUACGGGUGACCUACACCUGAAAAUACCCAAGCUAUAAAGAUAGGUAAGGCAUCAUCUGUAAAGUGUCUCUCUUUAUAGUGUGCAAAUAGAAUUUUGAAUGUUUGUAGAGGCUCUGCCCUUAUCCAUGGGCUUGCCAUACCUGAAACGUGAGGCUGCAGAUCUGCACCGGAGCCCUCUGAGGAAGCACACUGCAGUGGCUCUUGGGGCUCAGCAUUCAGGAGUUUUCAGCAUAAGGUGAACCACUGAGUUCUUCAUUAUGUCUGAUGGAGAUUAUGAUUACCUCAUCAAGUUUUUAGCUUUGGGAGACUCUGGCGUAGGGAAGACCAGUGUACUUUACCAAUACACAGAUGGCAAAUUUAACUCCAAAUUUAUCACAACAGUGGGCAUUGAUUUCAGGGAAAAGAGAGUGGUGUACAGAGCCAAUGGGCCGGAUGGAGCCAUUGGCAGAGGCCAGAGAAUCCAUCUGCAGUUAUGGGAUACAGCAGGGCAGGAGAGGUUUCGUAGCUUGACGACAGCGUUCUUCAGAGAUGCUAUGGGUUUUCUUCUACUUUUUGAUCUGACAAAUGAGCAAAGUUUCCUCAAUGUCAGAAACUGGAUAAGCCAGCUACAGAUGCAUGCAUAUUGUGAAAACCCAGAUAUAGUGCUAUGUGGAAACAAGAGUGAUCUGGAGGACCAGAGAGUAGUGAAAGAGGAGGAAGCCAGAGCACUUGCAGAGAAAUAUGGAAUCCCCUACUUUGAAACUAGUGCUGCCAAUGGGACAAACAUAAGCCAAGCGAUUGAGAUGCUUCUGGACCUGAUAAUGAAGCGGAUGGAACGGUGUGUGGACAAGUCCUGGAUUCCUGAAGGAGUGGUGCGAUCAAAUGGUCAUGCCUCUGCGGAUCAGUUAAGUGAAGAAAAGGAAAAAGGGGGAUGUGGCUGUUGAGAAGUCGAGUAAGUGGCAUAGCAGUUCAGGUGGCCCAUGCCUGGGAUCCUUCUCUAUGAUUGAUAGAUGGCACAGAGAGAGAUUAAUGGGCAUUGUGUACAAACUGCUUCUUGCCAUCCCCAUUAGACCUACCAGUAAAGCGUCUGGUUUUAGAAUUAAUUUGUUGCAGCUUUGUAAAUAUUUCUUUAAGAUUCAGCCUGAGAGUUAGGAGAAAUAUUUCAGAGCCAAAAGUGCCUUAUAAAACCUUAGCCUGUUAUAGUAAAUCAUUAAAGGAUUUAGAAUUUUGCAGUCACAGAAGAGUGUAUGAAUGAGGGUACUGUCACCGGCUUUAAUGUAAGUAGGCCAGAGUCUUACAUUUAAGAUCUUACAUGCAAUUAUAAAAUGGCCACAGUCUUGGAUCAAGAUUUAAAGACUCAUACCAUAGUUGACCUUCUAAAAUGCCAUUAAAGCCAGUUGCAUGUUAAAUAAGAAUACACAUGCACAUCAGCCCAAUGUCUUUGAGUAUUAAUUUUAUGUAGGCAUUCUAUUUAACAUGAACAGGACAAAUUAUGGCCGUAUCUAUAGAUCUUGGAUAAACUGCAUCGACUAGUUGUACACUCAUGGUGACUUUUUUGUUGGUGGAAAAGGGAUUGGGGUGUGACAGGGUGGCUUAAUGUAAUAUGAGCAGCUGAAGUGGGACUUCUGGCUCCCGCUAUAUUCCCGUUGCUGUGAAGGGUUGAUUGAAGGUUCAGGGAACUAGAUUUUGUGGCUUUAAUGCACUGUGAUUCCACAUUUAUACUUGGCCUAUGUGCUGGCUACAUCUGAACAUAGCUGGUGCUUAUGCUGAGUUAUUUGUGAUGAGUAAAUAUUUAGUUUCUUCAUAUUUAUAAUUUUGAUCCGGCAUUCUGUGGCUGCAGCUUAAUUAGCUUGUAAAUUACUCAUCUCUGUCUUUACCAGCAGGCUCUGUAUUGCUGAUAUUUGCAACUUGUUUUGCUUUUCCAUUGUUGGAAUUGAAGGAAUUAGUUUUCAAUUACAUAAAAUGCCUGUUUGCUAUUUGGUGGAAGAUAGAUGUACAUAUUGAAGCAGUUAUAUUUGUACUGUAGUUCAAUAAAAGAAAAAUGAAGUAUUCUGUAGCCUAUAAUUUUCAUUGAGCUCAUGAGCAUUUACUGUACUUGCUGGGUCUUGCCAAGAUCAUGUAUUCUGCUACGUUGCCAAAGUGUCUUCAUACCAAAUUAAAGGUGGUUUUAAUAUAUGUUUCAUGGAAGUCUUUAUAAAAUUCAAAGGUAUUUCAUUUAGGUGAAAAGUCUUAUUUAUUAAAGUGGUUUGAAUAAAGUAGAUGAAAAUUUCCAGAGAUCUUAAUGGCUAUUUAGGAAGAAAUAUCACUUAUUAUAAUUUAAAUAAAGAAUAAAAAUAAAUGUAUUUUGUGGUGGCAAAUAUUUGGCAGAACUGUAAUUAGAAAAAUACAAGUAUAUUUGGGUGAUGGUUACAUAAGAAGCCCAGACUUGACCACUACACAAUAUAUUCAUGUAUCUAAACCGCACUUGUAUCCCCUAAUUUUAUUUUGAAAUGAGGAAAAUUACAAGUAUAAUGAAAAAACCUAUUGUGUUUUUUGCCACUGUCCUUCCACUACUUCCAUAGCAAAGUUAGCCAUGGUGAGUACAAUUUUACAUAUUUCUAUCCUUGAAACGAAGGCUUCUUUUAAAUUCCAAAGAAGUCCCUGAGACCUGUGCAUUUGAAUUGUAUAUGCUAGUGAGGAAAAGAUUUAGAUAUUUCAAGAACAGGGUCAUAAUUACACAGUAGUGCCUUCUAUAGUUGCCGUAAGACUUCAGUGGAGUACAACAUAAUCUUACAGCUAUAUAUCAGGGCAUAUUUUGUAUGGUGUAUUUGUGUUAGAAUAACACAUUAAAUGUCUUUAAACAUAAAAAUAAGGAUGUUCGCAUGUUUUAGUUGUUAAGAACCAAAUGAGUAGUUCGCUGUAGAUUCCAUUGGCCUUAAACAUAUCAUACAAUUAAGUGUAUACAUGAUACAGUACACACUCAAGAGCCAGCUUUAAUUAUUGAAAUAACCUGUAUUCUUUUUGGAAAUCAUUUAAGUUUGGUAUUGAAGUACUGUAUUUUUUGUGCAUCGAUGUAUUUUUCUACUUACAAGCCUAUGUACAAGUGAAGCGUAUCUUCAGUGAACCAUGUGCCAAUUAAGCUAUAAUAAAAAAGUGGUCUAGUCUGUCAAA
Molecule: messenger RNA, 6242 nt
Organism: Cebus imitator (Panamanian white-faced capuchin)
Lineage: Eukaryota; Metazoa; Chordata; Mammalia; Primates; Cebidae
Gene: RAB27A
Product: RAB27A, member RAS oncogene family
Exons: 7
Coding region: 3371-4036 (221 amino acids)
Biological process (GO): melanosome transport; positive regulation of exocytosis
Cellular component (GO): melanosome; secretory granule
Molecular function (GO): GTPase activity; GTP binding
Source: RefSeq, a predicted model, not a curated record